CUUCAGCCCCCACCUCUCUCUCUUUCGCUUCAUUCUAUUUUUUAUGUGUGAAAAGAAAGCCACAACGUUGUAGAGAGAGAAAGACAGAGAAAUGCUGAGGCUAUGAAGCUCGGUGAUUUCGCCAUUGACGAUAGUUGAAGCUCUUAGAGAUAAUAUUUUUCAGGAAAUUUAAUUUGGAGGUGGAGGUUUUCGGAAUUUAGAGUCAAGAGGUAUGUUAAAUUUUUUAUCGGAGUUCUUCCUUUUUCCUGUAUUUUUUCUUCUUGUAGAUUUAGUAUAAUGUUGCCGCGAUUUUCUGCCUUUUCUUUUUAUUUCCUUUUGAGUGUUUUUUAGUUUGAUGAAAGUGAGGUGGAAAGUAUGUGGAAGAGUUUAAAUUCCAGAAUUUUGGUAUCUUUCAAGGACAAAUGCAGGGAGCAAGAAAUUAUGCCUUUGAUGUUUUGUCAUUAGAAAUCAAAGGAACAGAAAUCUCUAGUACUAUCAGUGCAAGAAAUAGGAAGCUAAGUUGGCCUUCAAAAUAUCUGUAUAAUAGUGUGAUUCAUCUAUCAAGAAAUCUCCAGCAUACCCUUGAAUUGUAUUUGAAACAAUCCAGGUCGGUACUGGACUAUGGGAAAUGACGAAGAGGGAAAGUCUGCUAAAUUCGAGAAAACUUCUCCGCCUGCAACUCCGGAUCAGACGACUCCUACUAAUCAGGCCAAUGUUCACGUAUACCCUGAUUGGGCUGCUAUGCAGGCAUAUUAUGGUCCAAGAGUUGCUCUCCCCCAAUACUACAACUCAGCUGUAGCUUCUGGCCAUGCUCCUCAUCCCUAUCUAUGGGGUCCACCACAGCCUAUGAUGCCCUCUUUUGGGACGCCUUAUGCGGCAAUCUACCCACAUGGCAAUGUCUAUGCACAUCCUCGAGUCCCUCUUGGAGCACAUGGUCAUGGGGUUCCAUCAUCGCCUGCUCUGGGUGUUACUCCUGUGACUGUGAGUGUGGAAAUGCCUACAAAAUCGUCUGGAAAUUCAGAGAAAGAGUUGGAGAAAAAGAUGAAAGGUUUUGAUUCACUUUCCAUGUCGAUAGGCAAUGGUAAUGUCGAGAGUAGGGCUGAAGAGAUGCUGUCACAAAGUACGGAGACAGAAGGUUCAAGUGAUGGCAGUGAUGGGCAUACUUCUGGGCAGGCAAAUCAAAUCAGAAGAAAAAGAAGUCGUGAGGAGACACCAACUACAGGAGAUGAGAAAACUGAGAAGCGGGUCAACUCAGUUUCUGAUAAGACAAUGGGUGCAUCUCUCUCUGCUGCUGGCGUACCAGCAAAGUUGGUUGGACCUAUAGUUUCUCCUGGUAUGACCACGGCAUUUGAUCUCAGAAACCCUACUAACUUGAGCCCCAAGACAAGUCCUUCUGGCUUCAACCAAGCCUGUACAGUUUUGCCUUCGGACUCCUGGGUGCAGAAUGAUCGGGAGCUGAAGCGUGAAAGAAGGAAACAGUCUAACCGAGAAUCUGCUAGGAGAUCAAGGUUGAGGAAGCAGGCUGAGACUGAAGAUCUUGCACGCAAAGUUGAAUCGUUGACUUCUGAGAACGAAACACUUAAAGUAGAAUUAAAUCGAUUAACAGAGAACUCGGAGAAGCUGAGGCUUGAGAACACUAAACUAGUGGGUAAGCUGGAAGACGCAAAACUUGGGCGUACAGAAGAGAUUGUAAUGAACAAGGUCGACAAGAGGACUCAACCUAUAAGUACAGAAAAUUUACUGUCCCGAGUUAAUAACUCUGGUUCCAUUGAUAGGACUGCCGAGACAGACAAUGGCAUGUAUGAGAAAAACUCAAAACCAGGGACUAAGCUACAUCAACUCCUGGAUGCAAAUCCGAGAGCUGAUGCUGUGGUGGCGGGCUGAUCAAGGGGCUAGUUUUUGGGUGGUCUCUUUAAUUAUGUAGUUUUGGCAUAUUUCAAGCCCAAAAUUACUGCUAACAAUAAGCAGGAGGAGAAUGAAACGGCUCAACAGAAAAACUAAUUUCUCUAAUUUUACUUGCGAGUUAGGUGUCAUACAAGAACUGAUGCUUUUCUAAUUAUUAGAAUUUUAGAGUGCUGAGAUGGCCUCUGAAAGAUAGUUGUACAUUGAAGAGAGUCUUAACUUCAUAAAGAUUUAGAAUAGAGUAGGUAAGAAACUGUUUGGAUGUGUCUUGUUGUGGUGUAAUUUUAUUUUAUUUUAGUGAUGAUAUGUCUGAAAGGCUGAACUGAAGGCCAUGCCAUGCAAUAUAUAUCGUGGCAGGAUAUGUUGCUUGGCUGUUUUUAGUUAAACAAUAAUUAAUGGGUAUUUUUGGCAAA
Cannabis sativa is the source of this 2294-nucleotide messenger RNA. RefSeq names its product common plant regulatory factor 1. Gene Ontology annotation, biological process: regulation of DNA-templated transcription. Gene Ontology annotation, cellular component: nucleus. The transcript is spliced from 13 exons. The coding region runs from base 601 to 1863 and encodes 420 amino acids. Gene Ontology annotation, molecular function: sequence-specific DNA binding; DNA-binding transcription factor activity. NCBI's taxonomy places the organism in Eukaryota, Viridiplantae, Streptophyta, Magnoliopsida, Rosales, Cannabaceae. The record is from RefSeq and is a predicted model, not a curated record.